Oncorhynchus masou masou (cherry salmon) is the source of this 2359-nucleotide messenger RNA. Its product is annotated as pleckstrin homology domain-containing family H member 3-like. Gene Ontology annotation, cellular component: cytoskeleton. The transcript has 11 exons. Bases 518 to 2359 code for a protein of 613 amino acids. NCBI's taxonomy places the organism in Eukaryota, Metazoa, Chordata, Actinopteri, Salmoniformes, Salmonidae. Gene Ontology annotation, biological process: signal transduction. The record is from RefSeq and is a predicted model, not a curated record.
AAUCGCCUGCCUAACCUUAAGUUUAGCUACUACACUGUAGUAUGUGAAUAGCAGCAGGCCACACGAAUUUCGCUCUUCAUAUUGAUUUCUUUAGACGGCUCUGAUUUACAAUAUUCACGGUUUUGUCAGCCAGUAGUGGCAUUUAGGCGUGAAAGUAGACAUAUUGGUAUUUUAGAUAGCGUGUGAUAAUUUGUGCAACGACUUCAGAUACGAGCAAGGUCUCGGGACAAGGCAUCACCUUUUGGAAGGACACAUUUUCACCAGGUUGAACUCUUCGAUAGCUUUUAUGUUCCUUCUAUAGGCUAGUGUUGGACUGUCCUCUUGGCGUAUGUGUCUGUUUGUCACAUUCCCUCUGGAAGUCUAUGGAGAGAAUUCUUUCAACUUGGAUGUUAUCCUCACGCGACUCUGGAUUUAGUUACGUACUGUGAGAGGUACACGCGUAACCCCCAGAGACCAGACGUUGAAUGUUGACUUUACGACAAGAGUAGUCGAAAACACCUGACUUUACCCGAUUUGAAUGCCUGUGCAAGGAUUUUGUUGGUUUCUGUGCUGCAGGCAGGGUUUCAAUUUGCUCGGACGGGACUAUGGGGAGAAAGAGGAGGAAGAAUCGUUUGAGUUGCGCAACAAGGAGGAUCUGACUUGCAACGGACGUGGUCCACUUGAGGUGACUCUCUCUCAGCCGACUCGCACAGCCAAUGGGACAAACGGACACAGUCUGUCAGAGGUUCCUGAUGAGAUGAAGAGUCUGAUCAUAGAGAAGAGCAAGAUGGGCCUUGAAGAAGACCCCGAGCUGCUGGUCAAAGGCUGGCUGUUCCGGGAGGUGCGUGGAAGCUGGAUCAAGCAGCGUUGCUACUGGUUUGUCCUGAGCCAGGACUCCUUAGACUACUACAGCAGCUCAGAGAGAGGAGCCCGCAGACUGGGAACACUGGUGCUCACCAACCUCUGCUCUGUCAUCUGGCCAGACAAACAGACCUUCAAGGAGACGGGGUACUGGAGCAUCACAGUGUAUGGGCGUAAGCACUGCUACAGGCUGUACACCAAGCACUUCAACGAGGCUGUGCACUGGGCCUGCGCUGUCCAGAAGGUCAUCGACACAAAAGCCCCCGUGGAGACGCCCACUCAGCUCCUGAUCCGAGACAUUGAGGAGAACAAGUUUAACCCUGAGGUGGUAGAUAAUAUGUACCAGCACAACCCCAUCCUGAAGCACACCCAGAGCCCCCUGUAUGCCCCCCUGCUGCCCUUCCCUUACAGCAGCAUGGAACACACCUACCACAGCGGUAAGGGCUACGCCACAGUGCGGGAGGAAGCGGUGAAGCUCUUCAACUGUCUGCAGCAGCUGGAGUGUGCGCGGGACCCGGUGCCUCUGAUCCAGGGCGUGCUGCAGACCUGUCUGGACCUGCGGCCGCUGCGGGACGAGGUCUACUGCCAGCUGGUGAAGCAGACCAGCUGCACGCCGCAGCCUCACACCGCCGCACACCUCCGCUACUGGCAGCUCCUCACCUGCAUGAGCUGCACCUUCCUGCCCGGCCCCGCCGUGCUUAAAUACCUGCGCUUCCACCUCAAGAGGAUCCAGAGCCAAUUUCCGGAGUCUGAGAUGGAUAACUAUGCGUCGUUCAUCGGGGAGGCUCUGGAGAAGACACGGUGUCGGGAAUGUGUUCCCUCCUGGGAGGAGAUCCAGGUGCUGAUGGGGAGACAGGAGAUGCUGUGUACAGUUCACUACCCGGGACCAGGCUCCUGUCAGCUCCACAUCAGCUCACACACCACCGCCAACGAGGUGGUAAGGAGGAUGUUGGAGAAGCUGGGUCUGAAGGAGAGCAGAAACACUUUUUCCCUGUUUGAGCAGAACGCCCACUGGGAGAGAGCUGUAGGGGGCAGCACCAUCAUCGCUGACAUCCUCACCAGGUUUGAAAACCUGUCUGCCAAAGAGUCAGACUCCCAGUGGAGGCUCUGCUUCAAACUCUACUGCCUUCUGGAUGCUGACGCCAUAUCUGUCGACAACAUCGAGUACCUCUUCCUCUUUGAACAGUGCCAUGAGAUGGUGGUGCGAGGUCAGCUCCCAGUCUGUGAGGAGGACCUCCAGACCCUGGCUGCCCUGCGGCUUCAGUCUGUGAUCGGGGACUUCAGCACCCACUCCCCCUGCCCCCCUCUGGACGAGCUCUUCCCCGGCCACAUGGUAGAGGCCCGGCUCCUCAUGCCCCCUGUGCCCCCCCCGCCCUCCUCCCCGGCACCCAGCCCCCGGGCCAGGGCUGCCCCCAGCGCUUCCCCGGGGGUCUCCUGGGAGGGGCGUUGUGGAACCAUACGGCCACUGCAGCCCACAAGCAGAAGGUGGAGCAGGACCUGCGGCUACGCAGCCGUCUGA